UUAAGAUUAGGGCGUAUCCACUCUUUGAGAAUGAGGAAAUACGUUGGUGUUUGUAUGAAGUCCCUCCUUUAGUUUGGUUUGACCACGACUUGUGAUGACCAUAACGUUCAGCUGCAGCCUGGCAAAGACGUUACCACCAGCUAGCUGCGGUCCUGUCCAUCAAUGGCUAAUUCAACCGUCGUUACGCUGGAUCAGACUAUAGUUACUGGAACAGAUAAAACUGGAACACCGGUGGCAAAAGCAGACUAUAUUGCUUUCGUCCUGGUGCCCGUUUUCUUCCUUCUGGGCCUGUUGGGGGUGGUGAUCUGCCACGUGUUGAAGAGGAAGGGCUAUCGGUGCACCACUGAGGCCCAGGAUGGCAAGGAGGAUGAGUGCGAGGAAGAAGAAAAGGAUCCUGAGCUGGGUGGAGACAUGAAUGACACCCUCAGUGAAAACAACGACACAGUCGGACAGAUUGUCCACUACAUCAUGAAAAAUGAAGCAAACUCAGAUGCCCUGAAAGCCAUGAUUCAUGAAAACAGCAUUGAUUCUGAUGGUCCUCCGCUCACCCCCACCUCUCCCAGCACCCCAACCCCUCCAAUGACUCCGAUAUCACCGAGUGCACCCCUAGGAGCAGCCAAGCACACCUGCAACCACCUGCACACCAUCAGUGGCCUGGGCGGCAACAAGAACAUCUGUAACCGCUGCAGCCAGAAGAAAUGGCCGCUGAUAAGGAGGCCGUCAGCCCGUAAGGCAGAGCAUCACCGCAGCCACCUCGGAGAGGUCACGGUCCUGGCUGUGGGCAGGUUCCGGGUGACGAAGUGUGAAAAACCAGCCAGGGAGAGGCGGACCCUGCUAAUAACAGACUCCAAUGGGAGCGUUCCUGCAUCUCCUACAGAGGCGGAGCCCAAGAGCCGGACGACAUCCGUGUCCCAGCAGGCACAUACGGACAACUUGGGCAAAGAGAAACGAUAGAAAUCCAGGUAACGUGUCACGUUUUCAUCAGCUACGUGUGUAUUUUAUAUUUCUGUCUUAACAACAUGUAUUCCCCCGUUCCACAGAUUUCCCAAGAGAGGAGAAAAACAACAUCUGGACACCUUUUUUUUAAAACCCAAACAAGAACAUUAAACCAUCAGCAGUGGAGGAGCGAAGCAAGAGACUCGACCUGGGAGUCGUCCCUCCACAUUCCUGCUCCACAGGGAGACCAAAGUGCUGCUGAUGAAGAGGAUGACGGUGGAGAGAGUGACAUUUAGAGUCACACUAGCCAGUUAUUUUACAAGCAGAAGAGGUGUAAGGUGUGCCUAUUUGUGAUACACGCCAUUUCCUCCUAAACUAGAUUUACAGUAGUGCCUUGCUCAAGGGCGUUUAAGAAGGGCAGCUGCUCAAUGUCAAGGAAGCCUGACCCAUGGACGUGGUCCAUGAUGUAUGUACAUGUGUUUUUGUAUGUGGAGGUAUAGAAGAGUUUUUGCACGUCAUCAGCCAGUUAAUUUGAUAAAACUACACCCCAGAAACAGGUACAGCCAGUGUGAGAUUAAAUUGUGGGUUGUCGUUCCCACACAGGAAGCAGGAACGACCUGACGUAGAGGUCACGGAGCCAGGAAAUAGGCCGGAGCGUUAGCAGAUGUGAUAAGAGUAAAACAACAGCAAUCGUGUCCUGUACCGGCGUGAACAUGAUGUCAGGAUGAUAAAGCAUCGCAAUAAAUUAGCUCGAAUAUUCAGACAGGGACUGCUCACUCAGUGUUUGCUCUUAAAGUGACAGUGUUAUUUUGACAUUAACAGCAAACCUUAAACCUGCAUCCUGAGACAGGUCAGUCCACUCCAACCCUUCAAGGUCACUAUGACCUGCCAGAUUUUCCAUUUGUAAUAUCCAAUGUGUCAGAUAGGCAUUACUAAAUCUUGAAACCUGCAUUAAUUGUUUUUCUUGGUCAUUUUGUGUGGCUAUAAACACAACAUUGAUGUAUUAUCAGCUUAUAAAGUUGUUUUGUGGAACGUGAUAGCAAACAGUUGCCUUACAUUCAUUAGCAGUCAUGUGGAGUUGUGUUUCUGUCCACCUGAUGAAGUCCAAUAUUUACUCGUCUUUUAGCUGUUUUGGUCUCCACCAAGCCCAAGCCAGGUUGUCCUGGAGACUACAAAUUUAAAACUGAAAGCCUUUAUUACAAAUAGCCCUUUAAAGACCCUUGUGAGCUAAAUCAUCCAAAUAUGUCAUUUUCUCCAGAUCUUCGUGAUCAAAACGUAUAUAAUUAUAGACAUGUUUUGUUUCAACAUUGUUGAUUUGUGAAUAUCAUUUCAUUGUGCGUCAUUUAAAAAAACAAACAAACCCUUUGUUAUUCAUAUUUUGGGACAGUUUACUGUGUUUUUAUUGUUGUGUAAUGAAAUAAAUAAAGCAAAUAAAGAUGACUAAUACAUAUCAAACCAUAAA
Molecule: messenger RNA, 2398 nt
Organism: Siniperca chuatsi (mandarin fish)
Lineage: Eukaryota; Metazoa; Chordata; Actinopteri; Centrarchiformes; Sinipercidae
Gene: rell1
Product: RELT like 1
Exons: 7
Coding region: 163-954 (263 amino acids)
Biological process (GO): positive regulation of p38MAPK cascade
Cellular component (GO): plasma membrane
Source: RefSeq, a predicted model, not a curated record